UCGAUCUCUCUCUGUGUGUCUCUCUCCCUUUUCAAUCCUCCUCCUCCUCCUCCUCCUCAAGCCCCACCCAGCAUAAUGUGCCUGUUCAUGUGCGCCUCUGUGCGUGUGGGAUAAAAACUUUUCCAGCACCUCCCAAACAUUAAAGAAGCCACAGGGCAAACAGUGGGACACUUGGGCGAAGGCAGAGGCUGCCACCGGAGACGGAUUACAUCCACCCUUUUUUCUUGUCUUUUUUUUUACUUUUGUCUUCUUGGCUUCUUUUUCUUCUUUGAAAAAACUAAGGAUCUGGAAUUUUUUCCCCGUUUUGUUUUGUUCCUUGGUCUUUUCUAACCCGUUUGGAGGGGGCCCUGCUCACCCAAAGGAUCCCCGCACACGUUCCAGGAUCCUCCAGCAGUCUGAAAGAAGGAUACGAUAUAGAUAUAUAGAUAUAUUCGCCUGGGGAGAAAUUUCGGAUUCUGGCGUUUCUCUCUUCGGUUUCGGCGAAGAGACACCCGACGGAUUCGGUUUAUCGAAUGGACCACCAAUCUACCCCCAGGAGCUGCAGCCGGGGGGGCCCAGCCUGCGAAGCCGUCCAGAGCGAGCCGUCCAUGAAUGUUUUCGUCCACACGACCACCGGAGCCCGGUAUGAGCUCUCUGUGCCCGUGGAAGAGACGGUGGAAGGUCUGAAGAGAAGGUUGUCUCAGCGGCUCAAAGUCCCCAAGGAGCGCCUGGCUCUCCUGCACAAAGAAAGACGUCUUAGUUCGGGCAAACUGCAAGACCUAGGGGUUAGCGACGGAAGCAAGUUGACCCUCGUACCUACAGUCGAAGCUGGAUUGAUGUCGCAAGCAUCCAGACCGGAACAGUCCGUGAUGCAAGCGUUGGAAAGUUUAACAGAAACUCAGGUAAACGACUUCUUGUCGGGACGGUCGCCGCUGACCCUCGCCCUCCGCGUCGGGGAUCACAUGAUGUUCGUCCAGCUGCAACUCGCGGCCCAGCAGAGCGGCGCUCAGCUGCAGCACCGCCACGUGGUCGCCAGCCGCGGGGAGCCAACUGGCGGCGCGGCACCACCGACGACGCCUCUGGCAGCGGCCGGACCAGCCGUCUCCGGCUGCCGCCCGCUCCACGGCAGCGGCCCGGCAGCCUCCGGUUACGCCCGGGUCCCCGCAGUGCCCGCUUGCCCGCCGAGUCCCCCCGCCUCUCCCUCGCCAGCUCACGCCACGCCUAUGUACUGUAGCCCCGCCCACCCCACGCCCGUCACGGCGGGGAUGUUCCGGUCGCACGGGGCCAGCGCACAAGCCGUGGGCAGCAGUGGCAGCGUCUCGCCGUGCUCGGAGGUGGAUUGCACCACUCGGAGUAAUGGCUCGCCCAGUGCCGGCCCGGCCCAGCCCUCCCGUACCCGCAAACCCGGCGCUGUGAUUGAAAGCUUCGUGAACCACGCUCCUGGCGUCUUCUCGGGAACGUUCUCUGGCACUUUACACCCCAACUGUCAAGACAGCAGCGGCCGGCCGCGGCGGGACAUCGGUACCAUCCUGCAGAUCCUGAACGACCUCCUGAGCGCCACCCGGCACUACCAGGGCAUGCCUCAGUCGCUGACGCAGCUGCGCUGCCAGGCGCAGUGCUCCCUGUCGCCCACGCCGUCCUCCUCUACGGAUCUCGCCGGCAACACUACCUCAGACAAGAUGGCCGCCGCCGCCACUAGCCAGUCCUUGCAUUUGGGGGCCCACUGCCCGGGCCAAGCGGCAAGCUGCAAACCCACCGGCGACCGCUUGCGGCAGACGGAGAACCGUGCCACCCGUUGCAAGGUGGAACGCCUGCAGCUCCUGAUGCAACAGAAACGCCUCCGCCGGAAAGCUCGCCGCGACGCCCGCGCCCCGUACCACUGGCUUCCGAAUCGCAAAUCCAGCCGGACCAAUAGCAACAGUAGCGUCUCCAGUGAAGGCAGCCUGGACUUAGAUUUCGAAGACUCUGUGUGGAAACCCGAAGUCAAGGCAGACCUGAAAUCUGAAUUUGUCGUAGCAUAAAAAUAAAAAAAAGAUUGCGGAAGUCACAAACUUCGGGGGAAGGGGGACCGAUUUGGGGAGGGGAGGGAUUUGGAGCAACGGAGAGGCGAAAAGGACCAUUUAGUAAUCAUGAAAUAAUGCCGUUUUGGUUCCGACGAGGGCGAAGUUUGGGGGCGUUUUGAUUCGAAAAGACUCGGUCGCUGCGGAUUCCUUUGGAUCAGACCCCGUCUUCGGAUGUGUUUAGGUGGAAGCGACGUCCCCUUGGAGAACAGUAUUUUCUAUAAGUUUCAAAACAAACGGGAAAAAUGCACCUGGUUUUCCUUUCAAGAGCUGAAACAGCUUGGAGCAAAUCGAGCCGGGAAGAGCCAUUCCUUACCAGGGAGCGGACUUGAAAGGAAGAUGGCGAACACUUUGGCGGGGGGGUGGGGGUGGAAUUGGGUGGUUUCUUUCUUUUUUGCCGUUUAAGAAAAGGGAUUCUUUAACCGACUGCCUUAGACUGCGUGUGGAAGAGAAGACGGACCCAGAAGAUAGCAGGGAGCUGGACUUGCCGAGCUGGCGUGGAUUUCAACCUCCCUGGCAUCGUAAUUUUAUUUUGUUUUCAGGCACAGGGAGGGAAAAGCGAAGGCGGUGAAGAGCGGCAGGGUCAGGAGAGAGGAUCCUUUUCGCUGUCCACAAAGCGGCUUGCUCCCCUGUGAAAUCGGCGAGGGUGUCCGUUCAAAAUCGGAGGCAGUUUGAGUGCUGGAAGCGUCCUCUUUUUUAAAAAAAAAAACACGAAACGACGAGAAAUUGGGUUUUUAUUUUUAUUUUGGUGACUUCUGUGUAACGGGAAGCGCUGUGCAUUCUUCAGGCGGAGAGGGGCCCCCCGAACGGGAUGGGUCGGGUCGGUCAAAAGAUGGAUUUGAGGGGGGAUGUGUGUGUGCGUGUGUGCGUAUAUGCGUUUCUGUGUCCUUUCUUUCCUUUCUCCUUCCCUUGAUAAUGUAGCAUUUCUCAACGGAUCUUCAAGCUGUCGAAUCUGAACUUCUCUCUUCCACGGACGUUUCCAUUGCCAGGACCGCAUGCACUUUAUAGAGGUGUGAAUCGCGUCACAAGCCCAUAAACUGUUUUUGGAUCUCCCAAGAUGAUUCUGGGGAGCGGAGGAACAGAACGCUCACUCAACCCCGAGUACCUCUCAAACUCUCUCUGCGUUGUUGUACAUCUUCGAUGCGAUAUAUAUCGACUCUAUUUUUUUUUUUAAUUGUGCACAUUAAACGUUAGCGAGAUUACUGGGUUUUGCUUUUCUUUUCAGGUCUGUGCAACUCCUUCCUCUUCCCCUCAAACCAUUCCACGCCCCCUCGGCUCUUCCACACAAAAAUAAUUCAGCAUCAUCCUCUACGACGUUUGGUUCCAUUUGUGGUACAGUCAUCACCGGAUUACUCCUGACGUUGCCGCCUCCUUUAUUCUGGGCAAAGGUGCACAUCUACCUUCCUACAACCACCCAGUCCUCCUAGGUUGAAUCCCCCCGGCUUUUUUAGCACCCAGGAAGCACCGGCACCCUUGACAUUCCGUUUCGCUGACCUCAUCCCCCAUGCGUGUAGAUGAGCCCAUGCGCCCGCUCAAGAAAUCCCGAACCUACGCUCUGCUGUAGAGUUCCUUUUUCUCUCUCCAUUUUUUUAAAAAAUAAAAUUAACACAAAAUAGUAUCAGGUAAUUCUUACUGAGAUACUUGGCUCUCUGUGUGUGUGUGUGAGAGAGAGAGAGAGUGUGUGUGUUUUUAAGUUAUUAUUUAUAGACUAAAAUUAUCUGAGCCAGUAAUUUUUUUCCCUAGGCUGUAGAACUUUUGUCCUCGUCUUCAUUAUUAUUUUUUUCUUCUGUGCAAACCUAGCAAACCACAAGUGUGUUUGUGUGUGUGAAUGCGUGUUUUCGAGCAAGGGAGCAGGCAUCCCAUAAUAGAGACGGCGUGGGUAAUGUGUAGGGGUCCCAAGGAACUGCAAAAUGGAACGAGCGAUAAUUCACACAAAGCCGCUGGUUUUGUUACGUUUAAAGUGGCUAGGGUGUUACGGGACGUACCGCCGGGCCUCUCUUCACAGAAGAUAACCCUUUCCCCCCCCCCCGCAAAAAAAAAAAGACUUCCCAGGGAUUCCUUAACCCAAUUCCAAACUGAACAGACCAUUUCCAAAACCUGCGAUUCCACCUGUCGAGUUUUAAUUUGUAUUUUUUUUUGCGUUUCGUCUCUAAAAACCGAGUGAUCUGGACGGUUGCCUUGUGUCGAAGCAGGGGAGGUGGGGAACCGCCGGCUCAACUCCCAUCAUCCCCGAUUGCUGCCUGGGGCUUAUGGGUGUUGGAGUCCGAAAAGCCGCACGUUCCCCGGCUGAUAUUGGAGAAGGCUGAUAGAAUGUUGCAAGAUUAGGCGGCCUGCAGUAAAAGAUUGGGAAAUUAUCUUCGGAACUUUUUAUAAGCCUCCGCGGUGCUCUUAUCUUCGGACUCUCCUGUUCUGGUUCUGAUGUGUGUGUUUUAUUUUGAGCCUUAAUUUAACCAGAUUUAAAGACAGGAUUUUGCAUCUUCUGCCUUCCCUUUCCCCCACCACCCCUACAUUUCUCCUCUCGAUUCGUGUUUGCUCACACCCCUCUUUCCAGAUGUUGAGGCUUGAUGGUGGAGGAGGCAGGCAGCACCAGUUCACACCUGGAUUUGUCCUGAGGAUUUUACACUACUUGUCCAAUAUGCGUUCCCCCCCCCCUUUCUUUUUAAACUUCUGAAGCAAGUGCCUCACUUCGGAGUUUGUUUGCGAAUCGGUCGCUUCGUUAUUCUUACUUAAUUGCCUUGUGUGGAAAUCCUAUCUUUCUCCUUCUGGGCUGUUGAUUCUUGCUUGCCAUGUUGAUUCUUGCUUGCCAUCCUUUAAAAGGAUGCUUUGGCAUCCUUUUAAAGGUGUCUCUUAAGCCCUGCCCACCACUUCCUGGAAGCCAGGAUGAGACACUCUAGGGGGGGAAAGGAAACCGCUUGGAAGAAACUCUAUGCCCCAGCAGGACCUGAGCUUUGGAGCCCGUGUUGGGAAUUCAUGUUCAGUUGGUGCAUUUUUUUUAAAAAAAUGAGAACGAUUCUUAAAGCCUUGUCAUAUAGUCAGUUAAAUCUCCCCACCAAAAAAACCCCAACCCUGAAGGGACACCCCUAUGAAUAUUUAGGCCAAAAAAAACCUUCAUCUCCCAGCAUUCCCCAGCCAGCCAUGCUGACAGAGGCAUACAGGGAGUUGUGGGCCUCUGUCUAGCUAUGCAUAGGAUCGAACCCUGAAAUUUUUACACGCUAAUUGAUGUGCAUUAGGAACUGAGCAAAAUCGGUCUUGCCUCUUCCAACGGCGAGCAGUUAUGCCCCAAUUAAAAGAAACACGUUUCUGCCUUCAUCUUUACCUCCCAACCAAAUUGGAUGAACCCGGAUAAAAUCAGAGCAAAUUCCCUAAUGGUUGUCAAAGCUCUUCCCGCACGACUAUGGAAAAAGGUGACGUGGCUAAAGCCAAACGGACAGUUUGCAUAUCAAAAUGAAAAAGCAGGUUGUGUUUGGGGUAUUGCUUCCCCUUUAAUGCACACUAUGUCAUAAAAACAUAGCCACAAAGGUGUGCAGGCCAGGGAACGAAAAGCGUUGCUUUUUAUAAAAACCGGAUUUUGCGACAUUCCCUGACAACGUAUCUGUGUUUUGAAGCGAUGCUGAAAAAAGAUGGGGACCUGGAUUUGGAACUGGUGCUGGCGACCUCCGUGAAUUCUUCUUUUCCUCUUUCUCCCUCUCCUCUUUUUAUGGAUGAAUUCGAAUCCAGAACCCCUUAAAAAAUGGAAGAACGAGUGUCUUCCAAAGAAUCUAAAGAGUCGGUCCUAAAAUGGCUCUCGGGCUCCAUUUCGGAAGUCGGAUACGGAGUUUUCGGCUCGCCUCUUUGAAUCGUGGGCAACGCUCCACGCCCACAGUGUCCCGUGUAGCAGGGUCCACUUUAUCCCCGACCUUUUGCGUAUUUUCCAAAAGUCGCACAGCCAACCUCACUCCACUCCGCCGCUGCCGCCUCUGACCAGCGUUGCCAAAACCGGUAAUCUCUUGCCAACCACAGCGAGAAGGGGAAAUUGCUCCCCCUCUGGUCAGAUCGUGCUGUUACACUUCCUGUUCCUUUUCCCUAGAUGUGAAAUUCGUUUGUAUGUGAUGCUGUAUCAGGUUUUUAAUUUUUAAAAAAACGUGUUUUUUUUAUUACAUAUUUAAAUAUUCUACUUUUUUUUUUUGUACGGUGCGAAUGUGCGUCCUCUUUUCCCAUGGAUCCAUUUUCCCACCUUCUCAUCUUGUGGGAGGUGGGAUGGUUUGAUUUUUUGCGUUUCUUUGUUUCUGGAUGAUUUUAUUAUUAUUUUUAAAAUACCGAACGGCAAAAAGGACAGUCAAAAGCAUUACAAAAUAUGUCUCCUGUGCGCGUCUGUGUGUGGGUGUGUUGAAAGGCGGAAAUGGCAAACGGGAUGAGUUGACCUGUUUUAUCACCUCAUUUAAGUUACUUGUAUUAAAUAAAGAAGAAACUUUUAAAACAUGGUUUAAAAAAAUAAUAAACACAAAAUAAAGAUUGCUUGAGCCACA
Messenger RNA from Elgaria multicarinata webbii, 6544 nucleotides. RefSeq names its product midnolin (gene MIDN). Gene Ontology annotation, cellular component: nucleus. The coding region runs from base 513 to 2000 and encodes 495 amino acids. The transcript is spliced from 8 exons. Gene Ontology annotation, molecular function: protein binding. The record is from RefSeq and is a predicted model, not a curated record. NCBI's taxonomy places the organism in Eukaryota, Metazoa, Chordata, Lepidosauria, Squamata, Anguidae.